Messenger RNA from Blumeria graminis f. sp. triticale, 855 nucleotides. Lineage: Eukaryota; Fungi; Ascomycota; Leotiomycetes; Helotiales; Erysiphaceae. The record is from the annotation of a GenBank genome assembly.
AUGGUCCCCUGCCACCAAAUUUUAACCUGUGACAAGAUUCUAACAACAUUAUAUCUGCGCCGACAUUCCAGUACUGCUGCUCGCGCCUUACCAUUAACAAUGACCCCUUCACUGGCGCAGUUUUCUGCUACGAGGUUGCGAAGCUUUAUUUCUAGGCUGCCUCUCUUCACUCGAGCUGUGUUUCUAAUUAUCCUCCUAUUCUGGCUCCUGAGCAUUCAACCCAUCUGGAAUGUGUCGCAAUGGGGAGCUCUAAUACCAAGAGAGAUCAACUUAAAGUCUAUGUAUAGGAUAAAUACAUUUCCUCUGGUCCAUGUUGGCCUCUUCCACGCUCUUUCUAAUGUUCUUGCUCUAACCCCGUUGCUGGAAAGAUUUGAAGCCGAACAUGGUACACUUACAACACUUGUACUGUUUUUCGGUCCUUUAUCGACUAUCCCAGCGCUCUUAUACACGUUUAUAGAGACAAUUAUUCUGAAAAUGGAUACUCAGAUACUUGGAGCAAGCAUUUGGGUAUUUACUUUACUUGCGAUAGAGGCUAUGAAAACUUAUAAGACAUAUCCUCACUUCAUGCUUGGAUCUACGCCUAUCCCAACUUGGAUAUCACCUUUAGUAAUGGCAAUUUUUGUCUCAGUGUUAAUUCCAAAUACAAGCUUCCUUGGCCACUUAUGCGGUCUAGCUUUCGGUUACGGAUGGGGCCUCGGUUAUUUAAAAUUUCUUGCUCCUCCAGAACGAGCUCUAAGAUGGAUUGAGGGUAAGUUGAACCUACUAGGCAGACUGCCCCAUUACGUCUCUAUUGAUCAAAAAACAUACGGCCGCUUCGGCGUACUCCCUACAACACAUCAAAAGGUUGCGACUUGA